AUGAACUCAAACAUACCAAUAGGGGCCGACUCAUUAGCUCAGAAGGUGGAUUUGUCGGUGACUGAUAAUCUUGCACAAACAGAUCUAUUACAAGCAAUUGAAAUUGGAAAGAAAUUCCUCCAGAAGGCUCAAGAAACGAAAACAACAAAAGAAUUAAUCAAUAUACCUAGAGUAGUUGAUAAUAGUUCUGAUGUCCGAACGGUAGUUAGCUCAUUAGUAGAUGCAUUGAAUAAUUCCUCACAACAAAUCCAGCAAUUGAAAUUCAAGAAUUUGAUGCUAAGCAGUAAUAAGAACAAUCUAGAAUCAAGACACGAAGUGGAAGGUAAUUUACAAAAACAUGAAUAUGAACGUAUAAAGACACAGAUGCUUCACGAGAAACAAAAUAUGAUACAUAAUUUAAAUAUCUCAAACAAUAAAGUUCAAAAAUAUAAGAAGCGAAUUGUAGAAAAGAAUAGGGAAAUCAACAAAUUACUGAAAUUGUUAAAUGACCAUUCCAUCGAUGUGACACAAAUAGAAUUAUCUUCCAUUGAACCAUCUAGUACGUCAUCAAUCAGGGUAAAAUCUCCUGAUGAUAUAUCAAAAAACCGUAAAGCUGACAUGUUAAAGGCGCUAGGAGUGUUAGCCACCCAAGUACUUAAUGAUGAUACCGAAGAUGGUUCUAUUAAUCAAACUUAUAUUCAAAGUUCAAUGCGUGCGGAAGAUGAUAAUAUAACAGAAGCUGAGAUAUCAGUAUAUCAACCAUAUAAUCAUGCUAACCGCAAUAACGAAAACCAACCUACAACUAGUUCAAAUGUAUUAUUACAUAAGUUCAGUAAUGGACCAAUUCUGCCUGAAAUUAAGAGUAACAGUCAGUUGGCUCCUGUAGUAUUACCAAAAAUGAGAAGUUUUAGCACAAUUGACAACAGUUCAAAGAAGGUAUAA
Maudiozyma barnettii is the source of this 921-nucleotide messenger RNA. RefSeq names its product Fdo1p (gene FDO1). The transcript has a single exon. The record is from RefSeq and is a predicted model, not a curated record. Lineage: Eukaryota; Fungi; Ascomycota; Saccharomycetes; Saccharomycetales; Saccharomycetaceae. The coding region runs from base 1 to 921 and encodes 306 amino acids.